Molecule: messenger RNA, 720 nt
Organism: Angiostrongylus costaricensis
Lineage: Eukaryota; Metazoa; Nematoda; Chromadorea; Rhabditida; Metastrongylidae
Source: the annotation of a GenBank genome assembly
GUUUACAUCAUGGAUGGAAUCGGAAUGGCUGUCGGUUCUUUGUUGUGGAACACCAUCACAUGCGUUGUUGGUUGGGCUGUAACCAGAUUCGGUCUACUUGGAAAUCCUCAACAAAGUAGCGCCAAAUAUGAACGAUACAUUGGGGAACAUCACCAUGUCGUACUAGGAAUUUCGUUUUUUCAUUUGCUCUUUCAUGUUCGAAAUGUGAACCUCAGAGGGGAAAAAUGGAAGAAAUACAUCGCUAUCCUUCUUACUGUAUUUGUGGGUUGCCUUUAUGGUAAUGUGCUUUCCCCGAUAAACUAUCUCGUAAUGCAUAGCGCCGAGACCGGUAAUCCGUCCAAUAUUUCUUCGUACUUCUUCUCAUUUUGCCUUGGUUCCGUGCUAACAUCGACAGUUAUCUUUAUGAUUUAUUCGCUUGCAAGGUUUGUUUCCAUAAAAUUCAAUCGCCCAUUCAUGAAUCCUGAGCUCACUCUGCCAUCGUUAAUUUCCGGUAUAAUCUAUGCUGUUGCCACGUACUGUUUUUUCCUAGCUAAUCAACAUCUCGACCAGACUAUUGCGUAUCCGAUUCUGGCAAAAGCGCCCGGUGUCAUUGUAUCGUUAUGGGCAGUGUUUCUCUUCAAGGAAAUCAAGGGCUGUCGUGAUCUGACCGCAUUGUCAGUAGGCAUAUUGGUCACUAUCACCGGCAUUACGCUUAUCUCUGUUUCAAAGAUUCAAUUUUGA